Molecule: messenger RNA, 405 nt
Organism: Necator americanus (New World hookworm)
Lineage: Eukaryota; Metazoa; Nematoda; Chromadorea; Rhabditida; Ancylostomatidae
Exons: 1
Coding region: 1-405 (134 amino acids)
Biological process (GO): proteolysis
Molecular function (GO): aspartic-type endopeptidase activity
Source: RefSeq, a predicted model, not a curated record
AUGCGCCACCGCAAUCAAAGCCGCCACUCACCGUUUCCAUCUUCACCACCUUACGGGGUCAGAUUUCGUGCAAAUCCACGCGAUAGUCUUUCGGCCGUACGCAGAACCCAUUCCAGCCCAAAAUCCAGUAGCCAUGUCGCCACGGAUGACGAGAUGCAUAACGGACUUGAUUGCCGUCCGGUCGACGAUCCCACCACCCUUACCACUUCAUCCAACCACCAACGCCCUCUUCUUAUGACUGUUAAGGCUCACACUCGUAACAUUAAGACGAAGACCCUUGAAACGGUCAACGUCAUGCUGGAUUCAGGAGCCCAAAACAGUUUCAUAAGUAACGCAGCCACUGAGCGCUUAUCCCUCAAACCCUACGACCAUAAGCCAUUGAUUGUCAUCGGGUUCGGAGGAUGA